AUGAUCAACAACGAACAGCGUUUUGCUUUGCACACCAUAUCCAAUUCGACGAAUUUAACAUUCGAUCGAUAUGCCUAUUCACGGUACAAGUACGGCGAUAGCAUUCAAGCAGAAAAGUUCGGUGAUGAACUCUUUACUGGCUUUCUUGAUAAAUAUCGCGAUUUUCUUCUUUCGUUAAAUCAACAACUUGUCGCCAUGUCAUCACCACGUGGAGUUAUUCCACCAGCUGUGUAUUACAUUUUUCAAACGUUCUUUAAAAAGCUUAACCGAUUUCUUCAGUCGAAUGGACGAGAACCUGCGGUAGAACAUACGAUUCAUCGAAUUGGAACAAUUGCUGAAGAUUAUUCCAUAUUAUCCAAGCGCGAACGACUUGAUCGUCUAAUUGAUGAGCGCUAUUCUAUAGAUCGUCAUGCGCUAACAAAUAAAUUCCUGUUAUUUGUCGAUGAUAUUCGUAUUACAGGUAAGGCAGAUUAUCCUAUCCAAGUUGUAGGAUAUAUUUUCACGCCCCGAUCAUUCUUCCUCUUCACAGGUAUCCACGAAAUGAAUAUAAUUCGUUUAUUACAAACAUCAAAUAUUCAUAAUUCACGAUUAUUUAUUUAUUAUGCACAAUUAAUUAAUGAUCAAAUACCGACAUCAUUCGAAUAUGAACUGAAUCGCUGUGCAAUCUAUAAUCUUGAUCAAUUGUUAAAAAUAAUUCACAAUCCAUUGACAACAUUUCAGAUCAAUACGCGGAUAUUGAAAGAAAUCCUCCGGUCUAAUUCGUCUGAACUGGAUCACUUCUUACAAUCAAUUAGUACUGAUCUCAUGUCACAACUUUAUCAUGCGUGUUUUGCUUGUAAUUAUCAAACGAUUGAAAUCUUUGCUGAUACUUUAGAAUAUUUACAUCGUUGUCUAGAACAACGACAGAAUGCAAAGUAA
This is a messenger RNA of Adineta ricciae, 918 nucleotides long. NCBI's taxonomy places the organism in Eukaryota, Metazoa, Rotifera, Eurotatoria, Adinetida, Adinetidae. The record is from the annotation of a GenBank genome assembly.